Molecule: messenger RNA, 3000 nt
Organism: Perca flavescens (yellow perch)
Lineage: Eukaryota; Metazoa; Chordata; Actinopteri; Perciformes; Percidae
Gene: ints13
Product: integrator complex subunit 13
Exons: 18
Coding region: 679-2784 (701 amino acids)
Biological process (GO): centrosome localization; regulation of mitotic cell cycle
Cellular component (GO): integrator complex
Source: RefSeq, a predicted model, not a curated record
ACACUCUUGGCAAACCAGUUUCCGUGAUCAGGGGAAGGAAAACGGUGACGGAACACCACAGGACAUAUUUCCGCCAAUAACAAACCUGCUAGCUUGACACGGUUUUAAAGUGUAUUGUAUUGUUUGUGUUCGUCAUUCCAAGUGUGUAAAAAUAGUUAGGUAUCGAUCCUUUGGAGGUGGAUCAAAUAUAAAACAUUCAGUUUAUUAUUAGAAAAGUACCAUAAUGGGUGAAUUUGUAACGAUAUGACGCUAUUAAUAAGCGUGAAUCAGCAAACAAUGAUUCUGGCUUGUGUUAGCUAAAAGGCUAACGCGGCGGCCAGCGACAUGCUCCUUUAGCAAAGUAACCGUUAACGUCAGUCAUGUUAGCUUGCUAACGAUUUUGAGUUAUUAGUAAAUAACGUGUCCUGAGACUAAUUCUGGUUCGGUAGUCAGAUAGUCCGUUUAUUGGUCAAAACUUAACCUAACUAGAGCAACCCCGGUUUUCAGCUGGUUCAGACCAUUUGAAGAUUUUUUUUUUUCCCCCAGCACGCUGAGUACUCGUAUCAAUCCGCGGUCCGGGCAGGGCCUUUCCGUGUGGAGUUUGUAUGCUCUCACUGUGUUCGCGUGGGUGCUGCGGUUUCCUGCCACCCCAAAGACAUACAUGCUAGAUCAGGAGGCUACUCACUGCAGAUUUGCAAAAUGAAGAUGUUCUCAGUGUCUCACAAGACGGUUUUUGUGGUGGACCACUGUCCCUACAUGGCAGAGUCAAGUCGUCAGCAAGUGGAGUGCGACGUGCUGACGAAGAGUCGAGGUCAAGGGGUUAUUCCUUUGGCCCCUGUGUCUAAGUCCCUGUGGACCUGUGCUGUGGAGUGCUCCAUGGAGUACUGCCGGAUCCUCUACGAUGUUUAUCCACUGCACAAACUUAUUAAUUACAUUGUGAGUGAUUCAGAGUUCCACAUCUUGAAUAGCUGGAGGCAGGAAGACCAGAGCACUCACGAGCUUAUGUCAGCUCUGGCAGCUGUUGGGCCACCAAACCCGAGUGAGGACCCCGAGUGUUGCAGCAUCCUGCACGGGCUGGUUGCUGCCGUGGAGUCGUUAUGCAAGAUCACAGAGCUGCAGCACGAGAGGCGCACCACUCUGAUGGACACAGCUGAGAGAGUUGCCAAUAGGGGUCGUAUUAUCUGCCUAACCAAUGCUAAAAGUGAUACUCAUGUGCGCAUGUUGGAAGACUGCAUUCAAGAAACUAUUUUAGAACAAAACAAGCUGGCAGCAGGCUCAGACAGGUUGAUGGCCAUCCAGCAGUGUGACCUGGUUCUAAUUCACAUCCACCCACAGGGUGAUGACGCGCUGGUGUCUGACAGACCAAAGAAAGAGAUCUCCCCUCUGCUCACCAGCGAGGUUCACAGUGUUCGUGCAGGGCGGCACCUGGCCACCAAACUCAACAUCCUGGUCCAGCAGCACUUUGACUUGGCUUCCACCACCAUAACAAACAUCCCCAUGAAGGAAGAGCAGCACGCCAACACGUCGGCCAAUUAUGACGUUGAGCUCCUGCAUCACAGAGACGCCCACCUGGAGUUCUUUAAAAGCGGAGACUUGCAUAUGGCCGGCAGCAGCACUCGAGAAAAUGGACUCAAAGAGACAAUUACACUGAAAUGGUGCACUCCACGAACCAACAGCAUAGAGCUGCAUUACUGCACAGGAGCCUAUCGCAUCUCCCCCACAGACGUAAACAGUCGUCCCUCAUCAUGUUUAACAAACUUUCUCCUCAACGGUCGAUCGGUGCUGCUGGAGCAGCCGAGGAAGUCAGGGUCAAAGGUCAUCAGCCACAUGCUCAGCAGCCACGGAGGCGAGAUCUUCCUGCACGUGCUCAACAGCAACCGCUCCACCCUGGAGGACCCGCCCUCCAUCAGCGAGGGCUGUGGGGGCCGAGUGACAGACUACCGCAUCACUGAUUUUGGUGAAUUUAUGAGGGAGAACAGGCUCAUGCCUGUUUCAGAGUCUUCCCAUGAUCCCUCGGGGAAACUACCAGCUGAGAGGGCCAAAGCUCAGCUGGAACGCCACACUCGAUACUGGCCAAUGAUCAUCUCCCAGACCACCAUCUUCAACAUGCAGGCAGUGGUUCCAUUAGCUAACCUGAUAGUGAAAGAGACUUUGUCUGAGGAGGACGUUCUGACCUGCCAGAAGACGGUUUACAACCUGGUAGACAUGGAGAGAAAGAACGACCCUCUCCCUAUUUCCACCGUGGGAUCCAGAGGCAAAGGCCCCAAGAGAGAUGAACAGUAUCGUAUAAUGUGGAACGAGCUGGAGACAUUGGUGAAAACUCACGCCGGAGCCACGGACAGACACCAGCGGGUAUUGGACUGCAUCAUUGCCUGCCGCAGCAAACCCCCCGAGGAAGAGGAGAGGAAGAAGAGAGGGAGGAAGAGGGAGGAGAGGGAAGACAAGACUGAGAAAAAUGGCAGCAAGGACACAGACGACAAAAGCUGGCAGGAGUCGGAGAGACUAAAGGGUUUGCUGGAUAAAGAAGAGCAGGAGUCUGAGGUGAUCAAGGAUUCCCCGGACUCUCCAGAGCCGCUCAACAAGAAGCCGCGCCUGUGCACAGAGGAAGUUCAGCCUCCAGAGAGAGCAAAAGGUCCUGUCUCGCUCCUCACCAUGUGGAGCAAUCGCAUCACUGUAGCCAAUUCCAGGAAGCACCAAGAGUUUGUUGGAAGAGUGAGCUCCGUCAACAACAAGUUUGAGUUGUACCAGCAGCUGAAAGACGAGAAUGGGAUGGAUGUUAACGAAAACGGCAAGUCCUCCAGAUGAUGUUUCCAGGGAUACACUGCUUCACCGCUGCCAAGGAUGAGAUUUCGGACCACAGUGUUUUGCCAGUUUGGUGUCACCUCACACCCCCCCAAACACGGACAUCAAAUUAAAAAGACAGUGAGCUCUUAACGAGGAAUUUAUACAUUUUUGUACUCAUUAUUUUGUAGAUAUGCUGUUCACAUAUUGUGUAACAUAAUAAAAGCUGUCAAUAGAGAA